Molecule: messenger RNA, 1167 nt
Organism: Conger conger (European conger)
Lineage: Eukaryota; Metazoa; Chordata; Actinopteri; Anguilliformes; Congridae
Gene: uts2r3
Product: urotensin-2 receptor 3
Exons: 1
Coding region: 1-1152 (383 amino acids)
Biological process (GO): neuropeptide signaling pathway
Cellular component (GO): membrane
Molecular function (GO): urotensin II receptor activity
Source: RefSeq, a predicted model, not a curated record
AUGGAUCCUUCCAUUUCCAUCUCACACUCCCCCACCCCUUUCUCCCCUCACACCUUUCCUCUCCUCCCCAAUCACUCACUCCCAUCCUCCUCACCCUCCCUACCCCCUUCCCCCAGCCUGGCCUCCACCAUCCUGUUCUGCUCUGUGCUUUCCCUCAUGUCCCUCCUGGGUAUUGCGGGUAACGUCUACACCUUGGGCCUCUUACUGGGCCGACGCAAAGGCAGGAGACGCAGCCGAGGCAGGUGCUGCUUUGGGUGGCUGUGCCUUUCGCCCUCUUCCCCUUGCUCGCCUUCCUCCUCUCUCUCCCCUUCUUCCUCCUCCUCCUCUUCCUCAUCGCUGUACCUCCAGGUCUUGAGCCUAGCGCUGGCCGACCUCCUCUACCUCUCCACCGUCCCCUUCAUCGUGUACGACAGCCUGGCCGCGGACUGGGCCUUCGGGGAGCUGGGCUGCCGGCUCCUGCUCAGCCUGGAUCUGCUCACCAUGCACGCCAGCAUCUUCACCCUCACCGCCAUGAGCCUGGACCGCUACAGGGCCGUGGCUGACCCCCUGGCAGCCUCCUCCUCCCCCUCACCGGGCCUGCUCCGGGUGGCUCUGGCCUGGGGGCUGGCGCUGGCUCUCAGCCUCCCCAUGAUGAUCACCCUUCACCUGGAGGACGGGGGCAACCAGGAGGGCCAGCUGUGUGUGCCAGCCUGGGAUGAGCAGAGCUCCAAAGUCUACAUGAGCGUCCUCUUCUGCACCAGCAUCCUCGGCCCAGGACUGGCCAUCGGGGCCUUGUACACCGCCCUGGGCCGCCUGUAUUGGGUCUCCCAAACCCAGCCUCCAUGGGCAAGCACAAGCAGCACCUAUCCCGCCCGGGCCCCCCGCCCUAAAGUCUUGCUCUUGAUCCUGGGAAUAGUUCUGGCCUUCUGGGCCUGUUUCCUCCCCUUCUGGAUCUGGCAGCUGCUACCCCUGUACCGGCCGGAGGUGCUGAGGUCCGUCCCCACCAGCACCCAGGUCACCGUCAACAGGGUGCUCACGGGCCUCACGUACGGGAACUCCUGCGUCAAUCCCUUCUUCUACACCCUUCUCACCGGCAAGCGCAAGAGCGGCCGCUCCAGGCAGACUCUGACAUCAGGGGCCCAGCUGUCCCACAAGGGGAGGCCGAUUCACUAGUGCCCCGGAGCGAGG